Molecule: messenger RNA, 885 nt
Organism: Leishmania mexicana MHOM/GT/2001/U1103
Lineage: Eukaryota; Euglenozoa; Kinetoplastea; Trypanosomatida; Trypanosomatidae
Product: SH3 domain protein-like protein
Exons: 1
Coding region: 1-885 (294 amino acids)
Molecular function (GO): protein binding
Source: RefSeq, a predicted model, not a curated record
AUGCGGUACUUCGUCGUGGCGCACGAAUUUCAGGCGGAGGAGGACGUGGAGUUGUCCGUCUUCAAGGGCGAGAUACUCUGUGCCACGGAGGGCAUCGCUCAGGAUGGCUGGAUAAAGGUUGAAGUAACCACGGACGCACGCCGCCGUGGCUUCGUACCUAUGUCGUACCUCCGCGAAAUCUCCGCCGCGGAGGCAGCAGCUUCGAUGCCGGGGCCCGCCUCCUCCGCACCGCCAUCGGCAGGGGAGUCGACGUCACCCAUGCGCACGCCGCAGCGCGCUGGUGGAGAGUCGUCAGCGAGGGCAGCUCUUGCCAACACAACAAUAUCCACGUCACUGGAUCUGGGAAACUGUAGUGGUGUGGUGGCGAAGGGUUCCAGCCCGUCUCUGCAGCCGAUGCGCAGCCCUGAGACAGCCACUGUGCACGCCGCCCCGACUGGCAGCAGCAUCCACUUGACCCCCGCUCAGCAAGCUGCCGGACCGGUCAGCCGCCACCUGCUCGAGAACCCCAACGCUGUUGUCGACGCCUUUAUGAAAAACGAGGUGUACUUCAACCAACUAAUGCAGCGGCGUGCCUCGGCACUGGCGCAGAUGCAGUCGGGGUUGGAGGAGGCUAUGACAGAGGUUGCGGCUUGUAAAGACCGAAGCGCCGUGCUCACACGAAAGCUGCACGACCUGGAUGGGGUGGUGGAGCGCGAGCGUCAGCGCUGGAUGGACCGGGUCGAGGAGGAAAAGACGCAUGUGAGCCGCUCAGCCCCCUACAGCGCGCCGUUGGCUGCACCGGUCAGCUCCGGGACCACACCGGUUCGCUCGCCUAUCAUCGGCCCACGUAGCGGGCUGGGGCGUAGCGUGCUGGACGACGACAGUCCACGCCAGCUCAGAGCAUAG